This is a messenger RNA of Cinara cedri, 345 nucleotides long. The record is from the annotation of a GenBank genome assembly. Lineage: Eukaryota; Metazoa; Arthropoda; Insecta; Hemiptera; Aphididae.
AUGCUCUCACAUAUUGCCAAAUUAUUCGAAUCAAUUAUACUUAAAGAAAUUCAACCAAGUGUCAACCGAGUGUUAAUGGAGAAACAUGAUUUCCGGCUAUGCCGUUCUACUGCAACCUGUAGUGCAGUCUUUUGUAAUUAUAUAUUUGAAGCAUUUAAAGGUCAUUCGGACUUUCAUCCAAUUCGAUAUUCGGUCAUUUGGGAUCCUAAUAUUGCAAAUAAUGAAAUAAUGCUUGAGUAAGUUCAAAAUAAAUUUUUAAAAUAUGUCAGUUAUGUAUUUAGGAUUGAAUUUCCUCCUCAUAAUUAUUCACCAGUACUUGAGCAUCUCAAACUUGAUUCAAAGUAG